Molecule: messenger RNA, 2795 nt
Organism: Nothoprocta perdicaria
Lineage: Eukaryota; Metazoa; Chordata; Aves; Tinamiformes; Tinamidae
Gene: SH3BGRL
Product: SH3 domain binding glutamate rich protein like
Exons: 4
Coding region: 206-406 (66 amino acids)
Cellular component (GO): cytoplasm
Source: RefSeq, a predicted model, not a curated record
GAAUUCCCUGCUGCUGACCACAGGCCUGGAAACCUCAGGGAACCCCCGAGGUAGAUCAGUGUUGCGGUGCUCAAGAGUGUUUCUGCUCAAACAGGAAAACUCAACGAUUAAAAAGCAACAGCAAGAUGUAUUAGGCUUCUUGGAAGCCAAUAAAAUCGAAUUCGAGGAAAAAGACAUCGCAGCCAACGAGGAGAACCGGAAAUGGAUGCGGGAGAACGUGCCCGAAGACAGUCGGCCGGCGAGCGGCAACCCCCUGCCGCCCCGGCUGUUCAACGACAGCCGCUACCUCGGGGAUUAUGAAGCUUUCUUUGAGGCCCGAGAGAACAACGCCGUGUAUGCGUUUUUAGGCUUGACUGCGCCGCCGGGUUCAAAGGAAGCCGAAGCACUGGCAAAGCAGCAAGCAUGAAUUCCAACUGCCUUAAAUGCUCUGUAAAGGGAAUUUCCACAGCUUUUUAUAAAAUAGUAGAAUUGUCUCUGCUUCAAGAAAAAUAGAUGUGAUUUCUAACAUUUGAUUGGUGCUUGCAGCAUUCACAGAACAUUAAUACAGAUUUGAACACAAAGUGAAAAUGUGAACAUAAAGGUAGAAAGCACAGAGUGUGUUGUUACAAAGUUGGAAGCAUAAGAAAUUGGAGCAAUUAGACAUGAUUGAUUUUUCAGAUAGUUUAAAUUGUCUUGGCAAUUUGUCCAUUUUGUGUAAACUUAAAGAAACUAUUUUAGUACUAUAAAUGCAGAUAUGGUUAUACCUAGAUAUCCAGCUAUUUAAAAAUAAUGGAAGAAAAGAGCAACAGCGUUAAACCUUAUCACUAACUUUAGUGCCUGAGUUGCCUCCAAAAAUAUUACUGAAAUAUACAGUAAUUUUUCAGUGUCUUUUUAGAUUCUGAUUAAAUUGUAGGUGGUGUUGUGUAUUGUAAUAACCAUUGUAGUCUCUUUUGGAAUUGGUGUUUGUUCUUUUGUAGAAUAGAUAUUUAAAACUGUAACACACUGUACAGAUGACAAAAAAAAAGAAGAAGAAUGCCAUGUAUUUCUCCUCUGAAGGAUCCCUGUGGGCUUUUCCUACAAAGAAAGGGGAUUUGGGCAAUGGACAGCCUUUGACCACAUGCUGCCUAGGCACAACUCUGGACAUGUUCGUGUGAACCUCAAGGAGACACACGCCAGCUCCCAGGCAGUGUCACAAAUAAGCCAAAAGGGCCAGCAAUGGCAUUUCCUUACCAGGGUAAGGGUGAAGCCUUUAAUGAAAUUCCUUACAAAAAUACCAGUUCACACUGCAUAUAGGAUUAGAUAGCUUGGUGCAUGUCCUGGUAGUAAUUUGUUGCAUAUAGUAUUUUUUCAAAUGAGAAAGUAAAGUUAAAUGUUUGAAUAGCAGGAACUAUUGUAAUAGGGCGGGCUUUUUUUUUAAGAUUUAAAAACUCAUUUCUGUUGCCAUAUCACAAAGCUAUUACAGGAAUUGCAAACAUACUAAGUGUCUUGUAUUGGUGAGUUUACCACGUGCAAUAUCAGCCUGUCCAUUCUCCCAGUACCCAUCAGAUAGCCUGCAUUUCUUGCCAUAUUCUACAAAAAUCGAAAUAACACAAGUGCCCUGAACAGUGAGAAACGUGUGUGGGUAAUUCAAAAUGCAUUUUGUACCAUGUAAGCUACUUCUUCCCCCAAAGCAACGAAGGACAGUGAAAAAGAUCAUUAGUGUUCAUGUAGUUCGAGGAUCCUUCUGAUGUCUCUGCACAAAUACAUUUCAUUUUGCUCUGCUUUGUUAAGGUAGAGGAGCAGCCUGCAUAGAUCAGGGAAAGGCUGCAGCUACUUGCUUUUGGUMAAGAGAAAGUUCUAGAGAAGAUCAUGAUAAAACUUCCACAGAUGUCAGAGCCAGCAUGACCUAGUCUGAAACCAAGGUAGAUAACGUUUCUUUUUGGUCAUGUGUAGGGUUUUUUUAUUAUUAUUCGGCAGCCUGGAAGUAGGUAUUUGAAACUUGUGCUUACAAGAGCAAGCACAGUAUCAAAAUACAUAGGGGAAGAUUAAUGUUGCCUCAUCUUGAAGAUUAACACAAACAUUUGUGCUUUCUUAUUAACAGACUUGUCAGUAAUUGCUGAAGUUUUGUGGGGUUUGUUUUUAGGAUCUUUUAGGGACCUUCCCUUUGGGGACUCUUACAAGGGGGGAUUACAUUUUUGUAUGCAGUGUGUGAUUUUAAUGAUCCRCUGUGGUUUUGUGAUUCUAAACUGAGGUGACCUUUGCUUUCUUAAUAUGGACAUGAUCUUUCUUUAUGUCCAAACCCACUGGUGAUGUUUUUGAGAAAGUAAGGAAGAAUACUAGGUGAAGCUUUGGGAAGAAAGGGGAAUUCAACACACAGUCACUGUACUCAUGCUAUUCGCUGUGCUUCCUGUGUAAGGAAAGUAUGGCAUAAGUGCUGUGCAUUACAGUCAUUAUGUUGGAGAACUGUAAUUGAAAGCGAAUGCCAGAUUCUGCUGGGUUAGUGACCCAAAAUAGUCUGGAAAAAAAAAGGUCAACUUUUAUUUCUGACAGUCAAGAAAAUCACCAAGUUUAAGAAAGCAAAGUCCCCUCCUCUAGUCCCCUGCUCCUGGCCAUAUGGUAGCAUUCAAACCAUAUCUGCAUUCCUGAGAAAGCUGUCGAGACAGACUGAAUAAUUUCUUUGUCCAGGGAACAAGGCACCAACAGAGACUGAAAAAUACCUAAAAUCUUUCUGUUGUGGGCUGUGUGUAAAAGUCGUAUUUGUUUUGAUGAAGACUUUCUGCAUGAAGAAGUGGUUGGGAUGUGUUCCCUGUAUGCUGCUCCUGUUCUUAGUUUAAUGA